Messenger RNA from Ceratitis capitata (Mediterranean fruit fly), 3481 nucleotides. RefSeq names its product EH domain-containing protein 3 (gene Past1). The coding region runs from base 225 to 1835 and encodes 536 amino acids. Gene Ontology annotation, biological process: endosomal transport; endocytosis. Gene Ontology annotation, molecular function: protein binding; calcium ion binding; GTP binding. The record is from RefSeq and is a predicted model, not a curated record. Gene Ontology annotation, cellular component: cytoplasm; plasma membrane. The transcript has 5 exons. NCBI's taxonomy places the organism in Eukaryota, Metazoa, Arthropoda, Insecta, Diptera, Tephritidae.
AAGUUGUAUUAAAUUUAAAAUUUUAAAAAAUAGUCCUUAAAAUUAUUUUUAAUACGAAAUAAAUUUUACGUUUGGGUAUCGGUUGGUUGUUGAGGCUAUUUGUGAAGCAUCAGUGCGUUAAAUUGGAACAAGUCUUUUUCUGUGAAGCGAAGUCCUUGCCGUGAGAAGUCGUUGCUGCUAACCUAAACAUUGUACUCACCAUUGUAGUGUAAAGUCCUAACAAAAUGUUUAGUUUUUUGAAGCGUGAGAAAAAUAACCAAGAGGUGGUGGAAAAUGUAGUGGGUGAAUUGAAAAAAAUCUACCGCAGCAAGUUGUUGCCUUUGGAAGAGCACUAUCAAUUCCAUGACUUUCACUCACCAAAACUUGAGGACCCGGACUUCGAUGCAAAGCCAAUGAUAUUAUUAGUUGGUCAAUACUCUACAGGUAAGACGACGUUUAUACGCUACCUGUUGGAGCGCGACUUUCCAGGCAUUCGUAUUGGACCUGAGCCAACUACAGAUCGCUUCAUCGCUGUAAUGCACGAAGAAAAGGAAGGUGUCAUACCUGGUAAUGCACUGGUCGUCGAUCCUAAAAAGCAAUUCCGUCCACUAAGCAAAUACGGCAAUGCCUUCUUAAACCGUUUCCAAUGCUCAACCCUGAAUUCACCUGUACUCCAGGCGAUCUCUAUAGUUGACACACCCGGUAUUUUAUCCGGUGAAAAACAACGGAUUGAUCGUGGUUACGACUUUACUGGCGUACUAGAGUGGUUUGCAGAGCGUGUUGAUCGUAUCAUAUUGCUAUUUGACGCACACAAACUCGAUAUAUCCGACGAGUUUAGACGUUCCAUUGAGGCGCUUAAAGGGCAUGACGACAAAAUACGUAUUAUACUCAACAAAGCUGAUAUGAUUGAUCACCAGCAGCUCAUGCGUGUAUAUGGCGCGCUGAUGUGGUCCUUGGGCAAAGUUCUACAAACACCCGAAGUAGCACGAGUGUACAUCGGUUCUUUCUGGGAUCAACCGCUGCGUUUCGAUGCCAAUCGACGACUUUUCGAAGAUGAAGAACAGGAUCUGUUCCGCGACUUGCAAUCACUGCCACGUAACGCAGCACUACGCAAACUAAACGAUUUGAUAAAGCGUGCCCGUUUAGCCAAAGUACAUGCCUUCAUCAUUUCGGAAUUGCGCAAAGACAUGCCAUCAGUGUUCGGUAAAGAUAGUAAAAAGAAGGAAUUGAUUAAAAACCUAGGACAGAUCUAUGAUCGCAUACAACGGGAACACUCCAUUUCACCCGGUGACUUCCCAGACAUUAAAAAAAUGCAGGAAGUGCUGCAGCAUCAAGACUUUAGCAAAUUCCAUUCACUAAAACCACACCUGCUUGACGUUGUCGAUAAUAUGCUAGCCAAGGAUAUUGCGCGAUUGAUGGAGAUGAUUCCACAAGAGGAGAUGACACUCGUUUCAGAACCGGUGGUCAAGGAACUCAAAGGCGGCGCCUUCGCUGGAGUGAUCGACGACCAUGUCUCACCGUUCGGCUACAUGAAGGGUGAGGGCAUUGAUGCUGGUUUUGGGGAGCACGACUGGAUCUGUAAUCGGGACAAACCACGCACAGACUCCAUCUUUAAUGCGCUUGGUCCAGUGGACGGCCGUAUAUCGGGAGCGACUGCCAAACAGGAACUCAUCAAAUCGAAGUUGCCCAAUUCAGUGCUUAGCAAAAUCUGGAAACUCUCCGAUGUGGAUGGUGACGGUUUCCUGGACUCAGACGAAUUUGCACUCGCCAUGCACUUAAUCAACGUCAAAUUGGAAGGCAAUGAACUGCCGAAUGUGCUGCCGGAACACUUGGUGCCACCGGCGAAGCGUUGCUAGUGUUAUUACAUAAUUUCUUUUUAUCAUUUAUUUGUUUAUUUCCUAAACGACGUUAUUGCGUGCGAGCGUUCAUAUCAUCUCGCAACAGUUUCCUACAGUAUCGUUGCUAAAGUCUGUUAAAUAAAAAUCGAAACGAAAUCCUUCUAUGCGCUAAGUCACUAAAAUUAUGUAAUUACAUCUUUGGACGCGUAGGCAAUAUACAAUAAAUAUACAUAUGUAUAAACAAAGAAAUUAAAGCAAUCGAUAUGUGCUUGCCCAGAGGCGUCGUUUUAAGUGCAUUGUUAUAUACUAAUUAAUUUAUGCCAACUGUUGUCUGUACCCAACUAAGCACUAAAUUUGCUAAAUAAGUACUAUUGCGAUGUGAGUGUGUUUGAAAUUAUAGAAUUUUCAUUAAAUAAAUCAUGUAAAAUUUGAGUUUAAACGCUAAACGUGUCAUGUAUCUUGUGAAUGUCACUGAAAUAUAUUUUUGGAAAUUUCCAUAUACACAUAUACAUACAUACAUAUAUAUAUGCUUCAAAAUUAACUAUUUAUCAAACAAAAACGAACUUUAGAUGAAUAUAUGCAUAUUAGAGUGGUCCGAAAAUAAAAUAAAAUAAAUUGUAUGGAAGAAAAUGGAAAAUAGAAGUAAACAUGUUUCUUGUUUCAUAAACUUGCAAAAAAAAAUUGUGAUACAGACAGAGCAUUGAGAUUUUUUUUUAGAUUAUCUAUGAAAGCAUUAAAAUUAAUUUUAAAUUUAGAAAGAAUCGGUAUAUAUUUUAUAGAAAAAAAAUCUUAUUAAAAUCCUAGCGAAAUACAAAACUAAAUUUUUCCAUUUUCUAGCUCCUUGUUGCGUGGCAAAAUCAUUUCUUACGACCACCCUAACUUACGCACAUAAAAGCAUUGAAGUAAAAAAUGCAAAAUCUUCUAAGUUCUUUAUAUGUAAAUUCCCUUUGAUAUACUAUACACAUACACAUACAUAUGUAUAUUUAUUGAAGUUUUGUUCAAAAUGAAACUACCACCAAUUGUAAAUGUGAAAAAUGAAAUAGAAACUAAUUUUGUUAUUUAGAAAAUGUAACCACAUGUAUAUAUGUAUGUAUGGAUUUGCACUUUUAACCGCUAUGUCGCAUUCACACAAAAAGCUACAAAGCAAAAUGAAUUGCUAAAAAAAUAAAAAAAAAAUUUGUUAAACAAGUAAAACAAGUAAUAGUACAAUAGAUUUUACACAUUCUCGGCAAUUAUUUCAGCUCUGUGUGCAACACUCGUUGAUUGAUACCUGCUCUUUUCUUUCCAGGUUUUUAGGUUAUGCAUUUGUUUUGCUUAUUUUAUACCGUUUGUGCAAUGUUUAGAACAUAUUUUUGAAUGCAAUGAUAUUUUUAUAUUCUUAUACAUACAUACAAAUGUAGUUAUUUGCAUUACCACCAAUUAAAGUUGGAAAUUGAAAAAGAAACGCAUUAAAAUGCCUUAAAUGUAUUGCAAUUUGAAUAAAUUAUUUAGCGAAAUCAAUAAAAUGAAAAUCAUUUACAUAUUGUACACAUACAUACAUAUAUAAAUACUUACAUACGUCUAUGUGUGUGCUAUUGCAAAAAGCAAAAGUUGUAAAAAUGUAUGUAAACGCAAAUUUUUAUAGCUAUUAAAUGAAACCAAUAAAACUUUUCGAAAAUAUUGUA